Messenger RNA from Cantharellus anzutake, 1998 nucleotides. RefSeq lists its product as uncharacterized. Bases 109 to 1779 code for a protein of 556 amino acids. Lineage: Eukaryota; Fungi; Basidiomycota; Agaricomycetes; Cantharellales; Hydnaceae. Gene Ontology annotation, molecular function: proteasome binding; cysteine-type deubiquitinase activity; protein binding. The transcript is spliced from 10 exons. The record is from RefSeq and is a predicted model, not a curated record. Gene Ontology annotation, biological process: protein deubiquitination; regulation of proteasomal protein catabolic process; proteasome-mediated ubiquitin-dependent protein catabolic process.
GCUUCCGCCGCCGUGGGAACGCAUCUUGUUAAAGAGAAAACGGGCAAUUAAAUUCAAUAUUGCGCGGCCUUCUCACUUCCCCCGAUCCCGCUCUCGAUCCUUCACCCCAUGGCUCCUCUUAACGUAUCCAUAAAGCAUGCCGGGAAGGCAUACCCUAUCGAGCUCGACCCCGAAGAAUCACCAUCCGUUUUCAAGCAUGCCAUUUACUCCGUGACUGGCGUACCUCCAGAGAGGAUGAAAGUCAUGAUCAAGGGAGGAUAUCUGAAAGAUGACACCGACUGGAAGAAGGUCGCACCUAAAGAAGGUCAAACCUUCAUGGUCAUUGGAGCGGCAGGAGAGCUCCCUAAGCCUCCAACUGAAAAGAUUGUCUUCUUGGAAGACAUGACGGACGCGCAGUUAGCCGACGCGCUGAAAAUGCCAGUCGGUCUUAAGAACCUCGGAAACACAUGUUACAUGAACGCGACCGUUCAAGUUCUUCGCGGGAUCCCCGAAUUACGCCCUGCUCUUCAGAACUAUUCACUCCAAGGAGGAACCGCUAACCACAAGCUGGUUAACGCCAUGAAAGAGCUCUUCCAAGGGAUGAAAUCCACGACGGAAGGUUUCCCUCCCAUCCAGUUCCUCGUGUUGCUUAGAGAAGUCCAGCCUCAGUUUGCGGAAGUCCGGAAUGGCCAUUAUGCCCAACAAGAUGCUGACGAAUGUUGGGUUGAACUCCUAAACUCCAUGUCCAACGCUUCAUUACAAGGUUUAACUUCGGAUAAUGAAUCUAGUUCUCAGAAAAGAUUUGUAGAUCAGUAUCUCGCUGGAGAAAUGACGACGACUUUUAAAUGCGACGAGGCACCAGACGAACCGCCCACGAUAUUAAAGGAGAGAAUCCUAAAGCUUGACUGUCCAAUAACGAUCUCCACCAAUUACCUUCAAGCCGGUAUUUCUGAUGCACUUGACCAGAAGAUAGAAAAGACGAGUCCUACUUUGGGUCGCGAAGCUGUGUACACGCAGACCAGCAGACUGUCACGCCUACCUGCCAAUCUAACUGUACACAUGGUUCGCUUUUAUUGGAGAAGAGACAUUAAUAAGAAGGCCAAAAUCAUGCGAAAAGUCAAAUUCCCAUACGAUCUCGACGUAAUCGACAUUGUGACACCAGAACUCAAAGCCAAAAUGCUCCCUCUCUCAACUAAACUGAAAGAGAUCGAAAAGGAACGCGAUGAGCGGAAGAAGACCCGCCGAAAGACCAAGGCUAAAGCGCAAGAAGAUGCUGCCAUCGCUGCCGUAACAUCCACACAGUCUCCCGUAACAGGGACUGCACCGCCAGCAUCCCCCACAGUUGCUGUGGGGGGAAGUACCGGGCCGGAGGUUACAAUGGAAGGGUCGGGACCGUCGGGCCCCUCGGGAUCAGCUCCUCUCCCUCCCGGCGUGCAGGAGGAUGAAGGGAUUAUACGCGCACGAGAGGUCGAGACGUUAAGGAGCCUAGUGGACCCCGACCUCGAGAGCGACGUGGGGUGCAGUCCACACGGUUUGUACGAACUCGUUGGCAUCGUCACGCACAAGGGAGCGUCCGCUGAUGGAGGGCAUUACAUCGGAUGGGUGAAGAGGGACGCCAUCGAAGAGCCAUCCCCAACUGCUAAGCCUGAGGACAAAUACGACGCUACCACUGAUGAAUGGUAUAAAUUCGAUGAUGAUAAGGUUUCAGUCGUGAAACAGGACAAGAUCACAACUCUUGAUGGAGGAGGCGAGGACAGCACGGCUUAUAUAUUGCUGUACAGGAGCAAAAGUCUAGCUUGAGUUCUAAUGUACCCAUGCAGUAGCAAUCUGAAAAAUAUCAGACCAUUAACAUCGUCGCGUAUCUGUAAUUGAGAUGGUUUCUGCUACAGUAUCAACAUGUAUUAGCCACAAUGGGAACAUAGCCAAAUCGACAACGAAAGCCCAACCUGGACGGCACCUUUGUCAAAUAAAUCGGAAGAUGAUAACACAACUGUACAAUACAGUGAUGCAAGAUGCGGU